Molecule: messenger RNA, 510 nt
Organism: Podospora bellae-mahoneyi
Lineage: Eukaryota; Fungi; Ascomycota; Sordariomycetes; Sordariales; Podosporaceae
Exons: 3
Coding region: 1-510 (169 amino acids)
Source: RefSeq, a predicted model, not a curated record
AUGAGACCGCCAACAGUCAACAUACUGAGCUUGACCAAUCUUCCAGAGUGGAUCUACGUUCUUGACCUUGGGACCGAUCUCUCUAGGGAUUGUUAUGUCCCAGUCCUGAAUUGCGACCCUGCGAACGUUGUCGGGAAAAUUCUCGAUGCCGGUGAAUGUGGCAAUUGCUGGAAAGCCCAUAGGAGGGUGUUCUGUGCUCGAGACACUGAGAACUAUAUCAGCAGACGGCAUAGGCAGUUCGGCCCAGCCGCCUUUUGGGAGAGGUUUCGCAGUGGUGAACCGCGCAUCAUGGCGGGCAUUCUCGAUGUUUUGGAGUUUGACAAGCUCCUGCAGGGACAAGAAUGCCGCCCGCAUCUCUGGAUCGAGGAAUGGAAAUGUGGUGUUUUCGAUGAACUGAGUCGCAAAUGCGGUAUGCUCCUUCAUCAAAGCGGUAGCCUCGAAGUCAUCGCUCUCAUUGUCUUUGUCAGCACCAAACAAGGCAUCUGCACUAUUCUCACGAGGGGCCGAUGA